AUGGCUGUGGUUUGGGGAUAUGACUGUCUCGAAUUAGUUAUACUGGAGGCUGGACUCGGCGUUGGCGAGAGCAAACUUGCGAUUCUUCGCCGAUACUACAACCAUCUUACCUGGAGAUUGACUUGCUCAUCACUGCCGGGAGCAGUGCAGCCGGAUAAAGGUUGUUUGGCACUCCACCCACGGCGUUCCAGCAGCCUACCGAGUUAUUACUUCCCUACAACAACCCAAAACGACCUGCCUAUCCUGAUCUAUAUAAUACUCGGCUCGCAGAGCGGACGCUAUGAAUACAAAUCUUCUUUCAGACCGGAUCGAAAUCGUGGCAUAGAGCUACCUUGUCGUCUAUAG
Messenger RNA from Coccidioides immitis RS, 345 nucleotides. RefSeq lists its product as uncharacterized. The transcript has a single exon. The coding region runs from base 1 to 345 and encodes 114 amino acids. The record is from RefSeq and is a predicted model, not a curated record. Lineage: Eukaryota; Fungi; Ascomycota; Eurotiomycetes; Onygenales; Onygenaceae.